AGAGAGAGAGAGAGAGAGAGAGAGAGAGAGACCUUUGUCACAAUGUCAUGACUGAGAACCACACAUAUAUUAUAUACGGUGUUUGCCUACGACGCAAUAAGCCGAUAUUAAAAGCAUAUCCAUCCAGAAACAAUGCUGUGCAAAUAUAAGAACAAACUCAAUCUGUGUACAUGUAUAGUGCUGUUCUUACAGCUUCUAUCCUGGACUGCAGCGCGGUCUUGUGCCAGAAACUGUGGUGAGAAGUUGAACACAUGCUCCUGUCACGCCACAUGUGAAUCUCUGAAGGACUGCUGUGCUGAUUAUAGACACUUUUGCCUUGAAAUUGAGCCUCACUCCGGGUCUUUGCUGGGAGGCACAGACUUUAAAAUCCUCAACGCUACAUUUGAACAGAACAUUAACCUCACUUGCAGGUUCAGCUCAGAGAUUUUGAUGGAGGGUUAUGUGGACGAGAGCGGUGCGGGUCACUGUAUUUCUCCUCUGCUCUAUGAGUCUGGCUGGAUUCCGUUUGAAGUGUCCACUGAUGGACUGAAUUAUGACCGAUCAGGGAAGUGGCUCUCAGUUCAUCACAGUAAACUGGGUCCUGCUUAUAAGAUCAUUCUGGGUAACGCCACACAGUGGCAGUAUUACGGCACUCCAGGAGUCAGCGGAGAUCUGAAGAUGAUAUGGAUUUCAUCUCUAAUAAAAACAGAGAGAGUCAAUGUUGAGCUGUGGGGUUACAGUGAGAUUGGAGAUGCAUAUUCUGCUAACUGGGAGGCGGAGUGGAAGUAUCUGUACAGCGUGGGCAGAGAUGUGCCCAAUACUGGUGUUUUCAGUUUCACCCCUCAAAUCGCAGAUAAACCUUACUCUCUCUGGGACCUGGGGAGCAUGAGGAUCAGUCCCAGCACCAAACCUGACGGGGCCCGAGAUGUUAAUGCCCUGUGGAGCGGAGCACAUGCGGUCGCCUGGCAUCUAGAAGAGGCCUUCAGAAAAGACUCUGCAGGCUGGGCUCUGGAGAAGUGUGUUCUUUGGGAUAAAGAAGAGAAAUCAAUGCCUGACUUCUUAACAGAGAUCACAGACUGCCCCUGCACACUGGCCCAGGCCCGCGCUGACACUGGGAGAUUUCAUACUGAUUAUGGCUGUGAUAUUGAGGCCGGGAGUCUCUGUGUUUACCAUCCAGGUGCAGUUCACUGCGUCAGAGCCAUUCAGGGCAGUGCUGAAUAUGGAGCAGGUCAGCAGUGUUGUUACGACAGCACUGGAGCUCAGGUGCUCACGGGGGACUCUAUUGGAGGCAGUACCCCUGAUCGAGGGCAUGACUGGGGGGAUCCACCAUACAAGAAACCCCCCAGAGUUCCUGGGUUCUCCCACUGGAAGUAUGAUGUAAUUAGUUUCUACUACUGCUGCCUGUGGUCAGACAACUGUGAAUACUACUUCACUCACCGGCCAUCCAGCGACUGCAGAACAUAUCAACCACCUAGAGCAGCUGCUGUUCUUGGUGACCCACACUUCAUCACAUUUGAUGGUGUUACAUUCACCUUCAAUGGGAAAGGAGAAUACACUCUGGUUCACUCUCCAGCCUAUCAGCUGUCAGUGCAAGGCAGGACUGAACCAAUGAGAUUUGAAAAUGGAUCUUCUGCUCUUGCGACUCGACUCAGUUCAGUGACCAUGAAGGAGAAAGACUCUGACAUCAUCGAGGUGCGUCUCGCAGACACAGCAGACCAGCUUCAGGUCUUCAUGAACCAGCAGGAGCUUUCAUUCUCUGAGCAAAAAUGGAUUGAUCUCAAAGGUGUUUUUGUUUUUUCCCCAAAGCCGUCUAAUGUGACGGUGAUGUUUCCGUCGGGCGCUGGGCUGGAGGUCAGGACAGGUGCAGGGGUCAUGACCCUCACUGUCCUGCUGCCCCAUGACUUGCAGAACCACACGCUUGGCCUGCUGGGUACAAUGAACGACGACCCACAGGAUGAUUUUACUUCCAGUGACGGCACCAUCAUUCCCUCCAACAGCAGCACACAGGACAUAUUCAGCUACUGCGCUGGCUGGGCCAUCACCAAUGAGACUUCACUGUUCACCUACGACACAGACCACCUCCUGAAUGAAUAUUAUUAUGCUCCAAAGCACGAUCCGUCGUUCAAUCCAAACUUUUCCAUGACUGAAGACCCUGCGGAUCCUCUUGUGGAGGCGACGCUGAGGCUGUGUUCAGGAGACGGUGCAGACUUCUGCAAAUAUGACACUCUGAGCAUGAGGAGUCUGGAGCAGGGGAACGCCACGCUGAGGGCAUACAGGAGCCACACGGACACACAGACCGCACUGGAGCCUGUGCAGUCCUGUGGUUGGUUGUCUCCACCAAACCACGGUCAGAAGGAAGGAACCCUGUACCUGGAGGGGGCGACGGUCUCAUUUUCCUGCAACAGUGGAUAUGGUCUCUAUGGGUCUCAGAAUCGCACCUGUCAAGCAGACGGGACGUGGUCUGGACAGGACACUCACUGUGUGGCUGAUAACACGUUGGCCAUCGUCUUGGGGAGUGUUGGUGCGGUGCUGGCAUUGGUUGUCAUGGUUAUAGCGAUCGUUGUAUACUCAAAGAAGCAGAAAAAGUGA
Molecule: messenger RNA, 2568 nt
Organism: Danio aesculapii
Lineage: Eukaryota; Metazoa; Chordata; Actinopteri; Cypriniformes; Danionidae
Gene: susd2
Product: sushi domain containing 2
Exons: 14
Coding region: 133-2568 (811 amino acids)
Source: RefSeq, a predicted model, not a curated record